Messenger RNA from Drosophila innubila, 5542 nucleotides. It is a transcript of the gene Sec24AB, whose product is annotated as protein transport protein Sec24A. The record is from RefSeq and is a predicted model, not a curated record. The transcript has 10 exons. NCBI's taxonomy places the organism in Eukaryota, Metazoa, Arthropoda, Insecta, Diptera, Drosophilidae. Bases 625 to 4572 code for a protein of 1315 amino acids. Gene Ontology annotation, biological process: endoplasmic reticulum to Golgi vesicle-mediated transport; COPII-coated vesicle cargo loading; intracellular protein transport. Gene Ontology annotation, molecular function: SNARE binding; zinc ion binding. Gene Ontology annotation, cellular component: COPII vesicle coat; endoplasmic reticulum exit site.
UUGAACUUAGUACGAACGUUUGGACGUCAAAUUGACGUGGCUCUAAAUUUUAGUGUUUAGGUGUAUUUUAGAGGCUGAAAUUGCAAUGCAAAAACUUUUGCACGCAAUCGGUCCAUUAAAUUAAACGGUGAACUGGUGCUGGAACGGUGUUACAAUAUAUUGCAUCAGGUACGCACCAAGUACAUAGGCGAAACGGGAAAACGGGAAAAUCGCUCAGCGACAAACGGAGAGCGAGAGUGAGUGAGUGUGUGUGUGAGAAUAGAGGCCGAGGCCCGCAAGGCAGCGCCGUUGUUCAUUGUCAGCCAAGAAAAAAAAAAGUUUCGUUUGUUGCGUGCAAAUUUACAAAGAAUUGGUAACCAAAACUCUCACUGCAGCUGCAAUCUCCAAAGAAACGCAGAUAAAACAACUGGUGAAAACGCAGUGAAAAGUGAGUGCAUGCUUCAGUAGCCAAUUAACGAGCGUAGAAGAAGAAGAGACAACUACAAAGUGCAAGUGCUGGUCAAGUACACAGUGACACACACACGCAGCUACACACACACACGUUCCAACGCCCUUUUUCCAACGAUACAAUUAGUUUGGCAACAAGAAAGCUGCAUCUCAUGAAUUAAAAAUACGGAUCGCAGAAUGUCCGCAUAUAAUACAAAUUUAAUGCCAGCUGCGCUAAAUGGCAGCCAAGCCGGCUUGGUAAAUGGUCAGAAUGUGCCACAGCAGCAGCAGCAGCAACUACAACAGCAACAGCAACAACUUCUUCAACAGCAGCAACUACAACAGCAGCAGCAACAGCUCCAACAACAACAACAACAACAGCAGCAACAUGGAGCGCCGCUUAAGCCACAACCAACGCAGUAUCCUUUCAAUGCCACGCCCCAAAUUCCUGCGCCGCAGCCGCAAUUCGAUAGCAAUGUGAUGAACAAGUUUAUGCCGCCGCCCUUGAGUAACGGACCAGCGCCAAGUCAUCUGCCCGCUCAAGUACGUCCGCCCACGCUGAACGGACCCACGACCAUCUCGCCAGCUGCUUCGGUGGCGCCUGUAACCAAUGGCAGCAAUGGUGCCCUCAGCGCCAACUCCUCGCGCACCGCAUCGCCAGGUCUGUUGACGAACAACGUGAGCCUGGCCUCCAUGGAAGCAGCGCCGCUGCCAGCUCCAUCAGCAGCAGCGUCGCCUAAUGUGCAGUUUAUGCCGGGUCCGUUGGGCAGCACAGCAGUGCCUGUGGCUCAGGCUCAGCAGUUGUCCAAUAGGCAGCCCCAGCAGCCAUCUCCUACGUUGGGCGCCACGUUUGUGCCUCCCCAGCAGUCCGUGCAGCAGCCAGCGGUUAGCCAGGUUGGCAGCUUGGCCAGCAACUUGCAGAACAUGAAUUUGAAUCCCAGCAAUAAUAGCAUGGCGCCGUCUGUUGCCGCAUCCCUGCCACGCCGGGAUUAUCGAGGCGUCGCUGUGGGCUUGGCUGGCCCUGCUCGUCAGCUGGACAACAGUGGCGCCAAUGCGCUGCUUGCCACAAGUGACACAACGCCCAACAUGCAGAAUCCCAUGGCAUCGCCAUUCAACGCCACUGUGCCCAGCAAUCGGAGUCCGGCCAGCGUUUUUGGUGCUCUCAAUGUGACGCCAAAGGUGGCUGCCAAACCGCUUCAAGCGGACAGUCAGAAGAUAGCAUACGGUGUUCCACCACCACCAACAGCAGCAGCAGCAGCAGCAACGGAGCAGAACAACAACAACAUGCAGCGGACAGCGCCACCGCCGGCAGCGCAACGUCCUGGGCAACCACAGUGGCAGCUUCCGAAUCCUCAAGUGCUGCAGAAAAUGGUGCCGCCAUUAACACAAGCUGUGCCGUCGCAGGUACUGUUGCCGCCUUUUGGGCCACCAACAAUCGCAGAGAAGCAGCAGCAGCAGCAACAACAGCAGCAACCACAGCAACAGCAACAACCACAACAACAAUAUCCAUAUAAGCAGGCUUAUCCCCAGACAAUGCCUCCACAGCAACAGUUGCCACCACAACAGCAACAUUUGCCUCCCCAGCAGCAACAGUUGCCGCCACAACAGCAACAUUUGCCUCCCCAGCAGCAACAGUUGCCACCACCACAGCAACAACAUUUGCCUUCCCAGCAGCAACAGUUUCCACCACAACAACAACAACAUUUGCCGCCACAGCAGCAACAUAUACCACUCCAGCCGCAACAGUUGCCGCCUCCAGGCAUGUUUGGAGCCCAGCAGAUGCCCAGCAAUGCUCCAUUGCAGUAUCAAGCGCAGGGAGCAGCAACAGCGCCUCUAAGUGUUGCCCAGCAAGGAUUCAGUCGACUGUGGGGACAGGACACCAUUGAUCUGAUGCAGAACAGGCAUAUUUUAACGCCGGCAACGUUGGCGCCACCAAAAGUGGUGCUGCAUAAUCAGUUCCACGAGUCCAUCAACUGCAAUCCGAGCAUCAUGCGUUGCACUCUGGCCAAAAUCCCCGAGAGCAAUUCGUUGCUGCAAAAGUCUCGUUUGCCACUUGGCAUUGUCAUUCAUCCAUUUCGAGAUGUCAACAGCUUGCCUGUGAUUCAGUGCAUCAAUAUUGUACGUUGCCGACUGUGCCGCACCUACAUAAAUCCCUUUGUCUAUUUUGUGGACAGCAAAAUGUGGAAGUGCAAUCUCUGCUAUCGCGUUAAUGAGCUGCCCGAGGAUUUCCAGUUUGAUCCGGCCACAAAGACGUACGGCGAUGUGACACGUCGACCCGAGGUGCGAUCCAGCACCAUUGAGUUCAUAGCGCCAUCGGAGUACAUGCUGCGUCCUCCACAGCCGGCCAUGUAUCUGUUCCUGUUCGAUGUCUCGAUCAUAGCUCAGCAGAGCGGUUAUCUGGAGGCCGCCUGUUCGGUGCUUAAUCGACAUUUGGAUGAGAUGCCGGGCGAUGCGCGCACCCAAGUGGGAUUUAUAUGCUACGAUAGCUUUGUGCACUUUUAUAGCAUGGCCGAGGGUCUGAAUCAACCGCAUGAAAUGACACUAUUGGACAUUGAUGAUCCGUUCCUGCCGCGACCAGACAGUUUGCUGGUCAAUCUAAAGGAGUGCAAGGAGCUGGUGCGGGAUCUGCUGAAGCAGUUGCCCAAACGAUUUGCGCACACGCAUGAUCCCGGCUCGGCGUUGGGUGCUGCCCUCCAGGUGGCCUUCAAGCUGAUGCAAGCAUCUGGCGGUCGUAUAACCGUCUUUCAAUCGUGCCUUCCCAAUAAGGGACCUGGGGCGCUGGAGCCGCGCGAAGAUCCCAACAAUCGAUCGGCCAAAGAUGUGGCGCAUCUGAAUCCAGCUACGGAUUUCUACAAGCGCUACGCUCUCGAGUGCUCUGGCUAUCAGAUAGCAGUUGAUAUGUUUCUGAUGAAUCAACAGUAUAGCGAUAUGGCCACCAUCUCUGGCGUUAGCAAACACAGCGGUGGUUGCGUGCACCACUUCCCGCUCUACCAGAAGACCAAGCAGCAUAUGGUGGACUCGUUUAGGCAGUGCUUCAAGCGUUAUCUGACCCGCAAGAUUGGCUUCGAGGCUGUGAUGCGGAUACGCUGCACACGCGGCUUGCAGGUGCACACAUUCCAUGGCAACUUCUUUGUGCGCAGCACGGAUCUGUUGUCGCUGCCCAAUGUCAAUCCGGAUGCGGGCUAUGGCAUGCAGAUAUCGUACGAGGAGAGUCUCACCGAUGUGAAGACCAUUUGCUUCCAGGCUGCCUUGCUCUACACGAACAGCGAAGGAGAGCGACGCAUUCGGGUGCAUACGGUCUGCCUGCCGGUAACUGCAUCCUUGCCGGAGGUGAUGCACUCCGCUGACUCGGAAGCCAUUGUCGGUUUGCUCUCCAAAAUGGCUGUGGAUCGUUCAAUAGCAUCGAAUCUUUCCGAUGCCCGCGAUGCCUUCAUCAAUGCGACCAUCGACGUGUUCAAUGCAUUUAAGAUUGCACAAAAUCUUCCAUCUGGCCAAUCUGGACAGUUGAUAGCUCCACGCAGUCUGGCCCUCUUGCCACUCUACAUUCUAGCGCUGCUCAAGCACCCCGCUUUCCGUGUGGGCACAAGCACGCGUCUGGAUGAUCGUGUGUAUGCAAUGGACUGCAUGAAAACGCUGCCGCUGGACCAGCUCAUGAAAUACAUCUAUCCGGAGCUGUAUAAAAUCGAUGGACUUAUCUAUCAUGCGCGCAACUCCAACGUGAGCACGACGCAAGACGACGACGACGAUGAUGAUGAUCUUUUGCCAGAGGUUCCACGUUUGCAAUUGUCUGCGGAACAUCUGGACUCACGUUCGAUAUUCCUGAUGGACUGUGGCUCGCUGUUAAUGAUAUAUGUGGGCAUUAACGUACCUACCGAUGUUCUACAGACAUUGUUUGGCAUCAGCUCGACGGCAGAAUUGUCGGAUUAUGUUUAUGGCUUACCCAAUGUUGUCAGCGCUGAGAAUGAUGUGCUAAAGCGUUUCAUAUUGCGUCUGAACUACGAUAAGCCCUAUGCGCCUCUAGUGCAAAUCAUCAGGGAUACGAGCACGGCGAAGGCUCAAUUUAUUGAGAGAUUAACGGACGAUCGCAGUGAAUCUAGUUUGUCAUACUAUGAAUUUUUGCAACACAUUCGGGCUCAGGUUAAAUAGUAUAUAAGCAGAAAAUCCUACUACUAUUGUAUACAACAUAAAUAUGAGUUUCUACGAACCUAAAAAAAAAAACUCUGGUGACUAAAAAACGACUCAACUCGACUAAAUGCAGGCGGGCCAGGCGAUUCAACUGCUACCAGCCAAUUAAUAAGGAAAUGUAGAGAUGUAAACAAUGGAGAGUGUUAAAUAUAAUAAUAUAGUUAACUAGAUAACAUCAAGUGUUGCACUUAAAAAAUCAAGUGCAAACACUGCCACGAGAUCAAUCUAUGCUCGUUCGCAAAAAAAAACAAAGAGUUGUGUCCUUGGCUUAGAUAAUUUUAAAAGUGCAUGUAUUUAUUUAUAUUUGUUGAUUUGUUGCACUAAAAAUAAUACAAAACAAAAAUCACCACCUACAAAUAAUUAAUUCAAUAAAUCGAUGCAAUGAAAGUCAAAUCCUGUCACAACACACAUUUAGUAGUCCUCAUAGCCUGCAAAUACUAGUUAGAAGAGUCAAGAGCAAAGUUAUUUAUUAUAGCAAUAAACAGAAAUUGUACAAUUGUUUUAGUUUAUUAGUCACAUUUGCUUUGCGUUUAUAAAAACAAAGCUUUACAAUUCUAAACAAUUGUUUUACUUUCCCCGUCUUCUAAUUUAUAUAUUUUACUAAUAUUUAGCUGCUUGCAACAUUCACACAGACACAUUGUUAUUGUUUUUUUUUUUUUUAAUUUUGCCCUUUAGCUGUUUUCAGUAGUAUUUAUUUUCCAAAAAAUAAUUUUACAUAUUUAUAUUUAAGUUGUCGGUAUGACUAAAUCGAUGGUGUCGAGUUUAUUGCGAGUUACGUGUAGUUCAUUGUAGUUAGCCAACUUAAUUCAAUGAUUGUAUUGGGAACAGAUAGAUAUUUGGUAUUGUGUGCAUAAUGCAUUGGACUGCUAUGGAAUGUUUGUCUUAAGCUGAAAAACAAAAUAAAAUAUACAUAAUAAAUCAGUAUACAAAA